Messenger RNA from Coregonus clupeaformis (lake whitefish), 3044 nucleotides. RefSeq names its product zinc finger protein 883-like. Bases 283 to 2895 code for a protein of 870 amino acids. The record is from RefSeq and is a predicted model, not a curated record. Lineage: Eukaryota; Metazoa; Chordata; Actinopteri; Salmoniformes; Salmonidae. The transcript is spliced from 5 exons.
UGUGAUGGACUGGACGGGACUCUUCUUCAACAACAACCACACGGCUACUCUUUCAACCACCUCGGUAGCUUGCUAGCCAACAUAAAACCGAAAUAUUGAGGCUUUGACCAUGUUUAUGUACAUUAGCUAAUCUCAGUGUUUUAAACACAUUUCUUUUGACGUAACAUUAUCUACUUGGUAACUUUAACCUAAUUUGCAAACGUGUUAAAGAUUGAUACUGAGCCUAGCAUUAGGCUAGUCGCUAAUGCUAACUAGCUAGCUAACUAGCUUACAUCCCUGACCAUGAUCUCACUAAACUACUCCUCCGUUGCUAAAGAAGAGGAGGUCUGGUGUAUGGAGAAAGAAGCUUUGGGGCUGAACAUUGCCGUGAAACAAGAAGAGGAGGAUGUUACAGUGAAAGGAGAGAAAGAUCCGUUUGGAGUGAAAGAGGAAGAGGGGAUAGAGGCUGUCACAGUGGAAGAGGAGGAGGUAGAAGCUUUCAGAAUGAUAAAGGAGGAAGAGGACGCUGGUGUAUUGAAAGAAGAAGAGGAGGAUGUUAAAGUGAAAAAAGAGGAAGAACCUUUUAGAGAGGAAGAGGAUGCUAUCUCAGUAAAGGUGAAGAAGGAAGACAUUUUUGGCGUGAAAGAGCAGGAGGAGGAGACAGAAUAUCAGAUUAACACCAGAGGGAGACAUGACUAUCAUGGAUCCUCUGGAGAGCUUCAUCAACAUCCUGAUGCUGACGAGGCAGAGAAGAGUCUCUUCAGAUCAGAACACCAGAUGGACAACGCUAGCCCUUCCUCCCUCCCAGAGUCCCCGUGUCGUACCUCUCCCAGUAGCACCUUACUGCUGGGUCUGAAGAGGUUGUCUGUGCGGCUGGUGGACUGCAGGAAAACAACGGGGCUGAGUGGAACUGUGAGAGGAGGAGAAGAGAAGAAAGGAGCAGAUUUGACUCAUCAAAAUGAAAGUUGGACUCCAUGUAUCCCCAUUGACUCUGAAUCAGACGAUGAGGACCUGCUUAGACCGGACGAACCAGACCCCAACGAUGAGAACGAAGGUUAUCGUGUCCAGGGCCCUACUCAAGCAUCUGAAGAUGAAGAUGAUUAUAGGGGUGAUGAGCCACAGCCAGAGCAUCUGCUUCCUCAGCCACAGCUUCCCCUUCCUCAGGCAGAGCCUCCUCUUCCUCAGCCUGGCCGCUUGUCUAGACAACGCACUUCUGCUCCCCUCCCUCGGCCACAGUCUUCAUCGGACACUGAGUCCCCUGUAAAGAGCCCUCAACCCAAAAGAAAAGGAAACGCUUUCUCAAAGUCAGCGCAUCCAAGUCAGCGUGGUGGAGGUAGGCCUGCCACUCCAAGAGUCGGGGAGGAAGAAGAGGAAGAGGAAGACAGGUGGCAUAAUAGAGAAGAGAAUGAUGAACGACCAGAUCCAAUCCGGUUUAUGCCCACCAGAGUCCCAGGCCCCACAAUCGACACCGCUGCGUCAUGGUCUCCCCUUUCACUCUUUCAACUGUUUUUUACCACUUCGGUUGUCCGAACAAUAAUUCGCAACACUAAUGCAAAUGCUGCCAAAAGACUGCAGUCCGGACUGAAAUUCGCUUGGAUACCACUAACGAUGAGAGAUUUUUACAUUUUCCUGGCAAUUCUGCUAUACUCAGGGCUCGUCUCUGUACACGAGAGGGGCACCUACUGGAGGAAGGAAUGGCCAUAUAAUUUCCGCUUCCCUGGAGACACUAUGACACGAGACCGUUUUGAAGCAAUCAUGUGGUCACUGCACUUGAGCAAACCGGAAGACGAUGAAGCCAACAACACUAAAAAAGGCACUGCAGAAUACGACAGACUUUUCAAGAUCAAGCCCCUGUACACUGAGCUUACCAAUGCCUGCAAAUCACAUUUCCAGCCGUACCAAAACAUCUCCAUAGACGAAAGGAUGGUGGCAUCCGAGGCGAGAAUAAGUACGCGGCAAUAUAUGAAAGCAAAGCCCACUAAGUGGGGGUAUAAAUUAUUGGUACUGGCUGACUCUCACACUGCUUAUACGUGGAAUUUUGUUGUUUAUGAAGGCAAGAGUGUGUUCACACCAGGCCAGGGACUAAGCUACACUUCAGUUAUGGACUUGAUGCCAUUCCCUCUACUCGGUGGGGGCUAUACACUUUUUGUAGACAAUUUCUAUUCUAGCCCUGCCCUUUUUGAGGAGCUACGUAGAAGAAACACUGGUGCCUGUGGGACGAUUAGAACGAACAGGAUUGGUUUCCCACAAACCAAAAGGAACAACCUGCCAAAAAAAGCAGAAAGGGGAGAUUUGCGUUGGAUACGCAAAGGAAAUGUAUUAUUUGUAAAAUGGAUGGACACACGUGAGGUAACCAUGUGCUCUACUGUACAUGAAGCAUUUGGUGGACAAACUGUCAAAAGGAAGGUAAAAGAGGGUGGUGUAUGGCAGACUAAAACUGUGCCCGUCCCAGAUGCGGUAGCCGACUACAACCGGAGCAUGGGUGGAGUGGAUUUAUCCGACGCAUUGAUUGGAUACUGCAGUGUUCACCACAAGACGAUGAAAUGGUAUAAGACUUUUCUUUUUCAUUUUGUUGAUAUUGCUGUUGUAAAUAGUUUCCUACUUCACAAAGAACUCCAUAAGAACAACUCAACUAAGCCGUACACACAGAAGAAGUUCAGGGAAAAGCUACUCACAGAAAUGGUGAGCUUUGCUAAACAGUCUGAACCACAACCUUCACCACGACCACCGCCAACAUCCUGCAUGCCAGAAUACUAUGGUGAUGAUGCCAGCAAAGGCAGGAAGAACUGUAGGAGAUGUCUGGAUGCUGGCGUCCCCAAAGUGAAAACACCUGUGUACUGCAGGAAGUGCCAAGUCCCUUUGUGCCUUACGUCAAAGCGUAACUGUUUCAAGGAUUGGCACGACAGCAAGUUUUAGGCUAAAAAAGGGGUCUACAUUUUGUGUGACAACCCAUCCAAAGGACACCAUACCAUUGUUUAUAGUUUUGGGAUGUGUGUAAUUUUUUUGUUUUUUAAAUUUGUUGUUUAUAGUUUCUAAUAAAUCUGCUCAGUUUGGAGUCAAACUUU